AAACACUGCUCCAGGAGGAAACAUCCGGUUAAAGAAUGCUAGUGAGGUCUGAAUUUAUACAAGAGAUCAGUAAUCCUGCUGCUGAACAGCUUGUGGGCGAGGAACCAAAUCCAGAGCUUUGUUGCUUCAUAGGCAGGACGUCUCUAUGCUGUACAACAUGACCAACAACAGGACUUGCAUGGAAACUCAGAGCCCUGUUGCUUCUGCGUUACCCCCCUUGUUGAUCAUGGACUUCAUUUUGGGCAUGCCAGGAAAUAUCCUAGCAUUAUUGCUCCUUGGCUUUAAGGCUCCCUGGAAGCCGGCCAAUAUUUACCUCCUCAACUUAGCGCUGGCUGAUGUCCUGCUGCUCCUCGCCCUUCUCUUUCAUAUUGACAGUGUGCUCCGUGGGAGCUGGAUUUUUGGGGAUCCCUUUUGCCGCAUCAGCUUCUUCAUGCUGUCAAUAAACCAGUCAGGAAGCAUUGCUUUUUUGACUGUUUUGGUAGUGGAUCGCUUCUACAGAAUAGUUCACCCACACCAUCCUGUUUGCCACAUGAGAAUUCAGACCAUAGUAAUGGUGGUCUGUGGAAUCUGGGGAGCUGUGGUAACUCUUCGUCUUCCUCUGCUUGUGACUCGACUACAGAGAUCAUCAGAAAACGUAUCUGCCUUACUUUGCCAACAUAUCGACAUAUGGACAAACACUGGUGCAGGAAUGAGGGUUCAUAAUUCACUCCUUAUGAUAGAGUUUGUCAUAGCUUUCCUGUUAGUAGUCAUUUCAUCUCUUCGUAUCUGUUACCAUAUACAGGGCAACAGGAAGCUGAGAGAGCAUCGGAGAGUGAAACGGACCUUGUGCUUACUUCUGGCUAUUGUGAUCAUGUUUACAUUUUGCUUUCUGCCCAACUACAUCACAGGUUUUGUGGCUUUCUUCCUUGGAGAUGUCUCGUCAUGCUCCUCAUACAGUGUUUUGGGUCAGGUGUUUAGUGUUUCUUUAUGCCUUGUCUUUUUAAACUGUGCUCUGCACACAAUUCUGUAUGUUUUAACAAGUGAAUACUUUAGAAACACUGUAAAAGAAACAGCUAACUCUACAGGGAUCACCAAGUUUCGAGUAAGUGUCAAGGAGCUCAGGUCUCCUCGACGAUUUUAAAAAAGUAAUUUUUGAGAAGGAACAUUCCUAACCACAGCUAAAAGACUUUCUAAUUACUAUCACCAGGACAGUACUUUUUCUAAUUUUACUGGGUAUGGCUGUCUUCAGUCAUGCUUUUCCACUCUAGCCUAAUAAGGGAGCGCUUUCAGAAAGUUAAGAGCAUAAAUUACAGCACAGCCUGCUGUACAAGUUCAAAUCUAUGAGCUUCUGAGCUAGAAUACAAAAUAUACAUAAAUUUAGCUGUAUUUGUAAAAGUAUGCUAGCUACAGAUAAUUAGUGGCAAAGUCAUUGUUAUGGCAUAGCUUUUCCAUUGAAAGAAAGCCAUGCUGUUUUAUGGAGACACAGCACUACUUUAGGCAGUGGACACCGCUUGGUUUUAACACUCAGUCCAGGAUCAAACAAAUAUAAUUUUAUCCUUUUUAUUACUGGUAUUUGAAUUCAACAAGUGAGAUACACCCUUGCAUACUUUUGAUUUGCAAAGCAAAAGUUAUUCACUUUGCAUGUUGGUUAAAUAACAGCUGGCACUACCAAUGCAUAAAAAGCGGACAGUUACUAUAUAUGGUGUAAUAUAUGCUGUACUGUGUUGUAUGAUUUAUGUCAUUAUUUAUUCAUUUUAUUUGGUAAAAACUCUUUCAAGACAUCAUGAGAAACUCAUCUAAAAUUAUUUGUGUGCCUUGUACAUUUUUACUUUUGUAUAUAUAUUUUUUUUCUUGAAAAUUGAUUUAAAGUUGAAUAUAUGUUUUUUUUAAGCACUGUUCUCUGUUUCUGCUACUGUACCACUAAUUUCUUCCAGGAUCAAUAUACCUGUAAAUGUAUUAUAUCUAUAUAAGUAAACCAAAGUAUAUCAUCAUGAA
Clarias gariepinus (North African catfish) is the source of this 1974-nucleotide messenger RNA. RefSeq names its product hydroxycarboxylic acid receptor 1-4 (gene hcar1-4). Bases 146 to 1120 code for a protein of 324 amino acids. The transcript has 3 exons. Gene Ontology annotation, cellular component: membrane. The record is from RefSeq and is a predicted model, not a curated record. Gene Ontology annotation, biological process: G protein-coupled receptor signaling pathway. Gene Ontology annotation, molecular function: G protein-coupled receptor activity. Lineage: Eukaryota; Metazoa; Chordata; Actinopteri; Siluriformes; Clariidae.